AUGCCCGCAGCAAGAACUAAGAAGGGCGACGCGCCUACCGCCUCGGCAAUGGCGAACGAUGCCAGCAAGAUGAACUCAGCCCCCGUCAAGCGAAAGCGCAGGCCCGGCGAGCAGAGAUACUACGCAGUGCGCGCGGGCAAGAUUCCUGGUGUCUACAUGUCCUGGGCUGAGUGCCAGGCCAUGACCAACGGCUUUGCUGGUGCCAACUACAAGUCCUUCAGCACGCGUGAGGAGGCUCAGCUCUACGCGGCUGGCAAGAACCCCAACCCCGGCAUCGCACCCACUCGUUUCUACGCCGUCGCGAUCGGCAACAAGCCAGGAGUAUACACGGAAUGGAGUGAAGCGCAGGCGGCUUAUGUGGGAGUAAAGGCGCCCAAGUACAAGAAGUUCGAAACGCGGGAGGCGGCCGAAGAGUGGAUCCAGAGCAUCCAGCUGAGUGCUGGCCCAGCGCCCGAGGAGACGUUCGACUUUGAGGAUGAGGAUGAGGACGAGGAAGACGAUGCUGGAGUGAGCCCCGCAGCAAAGAGGACCAAGCUGUCGAGUGACGAGAUCGCUCUGGCUAUCACGGGCGAGACCGUCGAGGACCUGCUCGAGAUCUACACCGACGGCAGCACCCUCUCCAACGGGCAGACUGGGGCUGUGGCAGGGGUGGGUGUGUUCUUCGGCGACGGUGACCCAAGGAACAUCUCUGAGCGGCUGUCAGGAACGCCCCAAACUAACCAGCGUGCCGAGCUGACCGCAAUCCUGCGAGCGCUUGAGACGGUCCCCGUGGACCAGGGAGUCAUGAUCUGGUCUGACUCCAUGUACGCUAUCAACUGCGUGACGGAGUGGUUUGUGAAGUGGGAGAAGAACGGCUGGAAGACGCACAAGGGGCAGGUGCAGAAUCGCGAUCUCGUCGAGGCGGUCCUCGUCAAGAUACGGGAGCGCGAGAGCCACGGCACGACGACGCUGAUCAAGUGGAUCAAGGGCCAUGAGUCGAGCGCCGGGAACAUCUCGGCGGACAAGCUCGCCGUCGGCGGCGCGAACAUGGCCAAGUCGGGCAGGGGACGCCGUUGA
Messenger RNA from Diaporthe citri, 1056 nucleotides. RefSeq lists its product as uncharacterized. The transcript is spliced from 3 exons. The record is from RefSeq and is a predicted model, not a curated record. Gene Ontology annotation, biological process: DNA replication, removal of RNA primer. The coding region runs from base 1 to 1056 and encodes 351 amino acids. NCBI's taxonomy places the organism in Eukaryota, Fungi, Ascomycota, Sordariomycetes, Diaporthales, Diaporthaceae. Gene Ontology annotation, molecular function: RNA-DNA hybrid ribonuclease activity; nucleic acid binding; magnesium ion binding.